UAUAAUUUGAUUCUUGUCGGCAUUAACUGUUCUCAAUGGAGCCACACUAAUUGACUAGUUGCCCAUGGUUUGCUUGCAGCAACACCAUCUCCUAUUUAGUGCUUUUGCUAUAAGGUGUCAUAUCAGAUAGCUAGAUGUCUCAAUCAGGUCUCCAAUCUUAAGUUUAUAUAUUUUUGUAAAUGAGGUAGGGCAAAUAUGUUCUCUGGAACGUACAGCCUUACAAGUUUGGCCAAUAUCAAAUGAAGUCCACAUAACGAUAGAGGACAGACCAAACCAUGUGAAUUGUCUUAAGAGGACAGCUCCAUUCACUUCUUUAAUAGAGAAUUUAACUCAUAGCCUUUUUCAUAUAUAUAAACUCACUUGGUUUCACAAGCAACACAAGUCUCACAUUCUUCACCAUUUUAUCCACUUCUAUAGUUCUGCAAUUUCUUUGAAAUCUUUUUCUUAUUCUUCCUCUAGACAAAUAAAAAAACCAUGGGUUUCCAUUUGCGCGGAAAGAAAAAUCAUCGACACUCAACAAUGAACCGGGAUGCUUCAAAAGCCAACAUUAUUCCGAAGGGCUAUUUUGCGGUCUAUGUUGGGGAAAGUCAAAGGAAGCGGUUUGUGAUUCCGAUAUCAUACUUGAACGAGCCUUCAUUCCAAGACUUGCUAAGUCAGGCUGAAGAGGAAUUUGGAUAUGAUCAUCCUAUGGGUGGAAUCACAAUCCCUUGCAGUGAAGACAGAUUCCUUCGCCUCAUUUCUAGCUCCAGUGGAUGAGAUCAUGAGAGUGGAUGCUAACGUUUUGACAUCAAGGACAGCUGCAAGAUAACUUCUUGACAUCAAUUUUUUGCCGAAAAGGAGGUUCUUUUUGCUGAAGUGGAGGAGAAGCGGAGGUUAACAAUAUGGACUUGAGUACAGCUACGUAGCAGAUAUUCAGAAGGAUAUGCCUACCAUUACCAAUGUAUCUGAAAUUUCGGAUUUUCUGGUCCAUAUUUUUUUUACCCGGAACUCACUAAUCAGAAAGAGCUGGGAUUAUGAGCCAACCAUGAUUGUAUAAGAGACACAGCAACUGUAGUAAACUUCAUCUUAAUCAGACUGAUUGAAUUUUUCUUCCCUUUCCA
Molecule: messenger RNA, 1100 nt
Organism: Pyrus x bretschneideri (Chinese white pear)
Lineage: Eukaryota; Viridiplantae; Streptophyta; Magnoliopsida; Rosales; Rosaceae
Product: auxin-induced protein 15A-like
Exons: 1
Coding region: 475-756 (93 amino acids)
Biological process (GO): response to auxin
Source: RefSeq, a predicted model, not a curated record